Stegastes partitus (bicolor damselfish) is the source of this 1530-nucleotide messenger RNA. RefSeq names its product pleckstrin homology domain containing, family D (with coiled-coil domains) member 1 (gene plekhd1). The record is from RefSeq and is a predicted model, not a curated record. NCBI's taxonomy places the organism in Eukaryota, Metazoa, Chordata, Actinopteri, Pomacentridae. The transcript is spliced from 13 exons. Bases 1 to 1530 code for a protein of 509 amino acids.
AUGUUCUCGUCCUCAUCCAGAAACUCUCUGUUCUCGCCCUGGUCGUCCAUGGAGCAGUCGGACUCUGAGGUUCUGGACAUCAGCACCAAGGUGCAGCUCCACGGCGUGCUGUGGAAGAGGCCCUUCGGACGGCCGUCGGCCAAGUGGUCCCGCAGAUUCUUCAUCAUCAAAGACAGCUUCUUGCUCUACUAUGCAGAAAGCGAGAAGAGAAGCUUCGAGACCAACAGGUACUUCAACAUCCACCCAAAGGGAGUCAUUCCUUUGGGAGGAUGUGUGGUGUCGUCGAACGAGGACAUGGGGAUGCCUUUCGCUAUCGUGAUCAACCUGGAAGACUUUACUGGCACCAUAGUUCUGGCUGCUGAGUCUGAGGAGGAGCAGGUCCAGUGGAUGGAGAUGAUCCAGGAGUCGGGCAAAGUAACGUGGAGGAACGCCCAGCUGGGGGAGGCCAUGAUCGAGAGUCUGGAGGCUCAGGGGCUGCAGCUGGCCAAGGAGAAGCAGGAAUAUCUGGAUAAACUGAUGGAAGAAACCGAGGAGCUCAGUCAUCAGAGGGCGCAGAGAGAGGAGCUGGAGCGCCUGAACCAGGUCCUGGAGGACGAGAAGAUGAAGUUCGAGGAGGUGGUUCUGGAGCUGAAGGCGGAGCAGGAGCAGAUCAAACUAGACCUGGACGGCACCGCUCAGUCCCUGAAAGGUGUCGAACGUGAGAAGGAAGAGCUGAGCAGCUUAACUGUGACGCUGCAGAAAUCCAUCGAGGAGCUCUCUCAGGAGAAGCAGCGAACUCUGGAGCUGCUCGGCGUGAAGGAUCCGGAGGAGAAGGAGGCUCAGGACGAGGAGAACUCGGCUCCGAGGGACGACGGCGAGGAGCUCCAGGACGUCGACCUGCUGCAGGACCUGCGACACAUCGAGGAGCAGAUGAAGGUCCUGCUGAAGGAGAAGGAGCUGGCUGAGGACAAGCUGAGGCAGAACGAGCAGCGAGCUUCGGUCCUGCAGCAGGAGAGAGAGUACUACUCGUCUGAGGCUCGGACGCUGCAGCAGUCGCUCUCUCAGCUCACUGUGGACAAACAGCAGACCGAAGCCGAGCUGAAGGCGGAGAUCGAGUCUCGGGUGGAGCUGGAGAAAAGGCUGAAGGAGGCCGAGGAGGCUCUGCUGAACCUGGAGAAAGGCCUGAACUCAGUGGAGCGAAGCAAAGAGAGAGACGAGAAGAUGAAGGGAGACGUGACUCAGCUGAGGAAGUUCUUUGAGGAGUGUAUCUGUGCAGCCGAGAUCGAGGCGAAGCUGCCGGCGAUAAUGAAGAACGCUGUGUAUCUUCACAAAGCUGCUGCACGCAGAAUCAAGAGCUGUCGAAUCCAGAGGAGGGCCUCCAGACGCCACUGGUUGAAACACUCCAAGUCGUUCGCGGUGGCCAACGCUGACGGCGGCAGCAUGGAGGAGCUGAGGGAGACGGCUCGAAGGCUGACCUCCGACAGCAACUUCAGAGAGAGCGUCUACAAGAUCAUCACUCGCAGCGACGCCGCCAACAAAACGGAGGUCUGA